Molecule: messenger RNA, 1720 nt
Organism: Paramisgurnus dabryanus
Lineage: Eukaryota; Metazoa; Chordata; Actinopteri; Cypriniformes; Cobitidae
Product: tetratricopeptide repeat protein 24
Molecular function (GO): protein binding
Source: RefSeq, a predicted model, not a curated record
UUGUGUAAUCUGUUGUAAGUUCAUGGCCUCUGAUGGGUCUCCAGUCAGAGAUGUUCAUGAGAAUCAGAAGAAGAAGAAAGCAGUUAAGAUCAGGACACACAGAUCUGAUGUGGAGGACACAGACACACAGGUGGAGAUUCAGAGACUCACUGAGGAUGGACAUGCAGCGCUGCAGACCGGAGACAAUACUGCAGCUGUGCAGUGCUUCAAAAACGCAUUGAAAGCUGCCACAAAGUUGAGUGAGGGGAGACUUCAGAGGUCAUGUGCAUUUAACCUGGGAGCAGCGUAUGUUGAAGCAGGUAGACCUCAGAAAGGGCUGGACCUUCUGUCUCGCUCUCAGUCGGGUGAGAGAGGCGAACGGAUCGCAGACCUGCAGUAUAAUCUUGCGACAGCUCACGAAGCCCUGAGGGACUGGACCCGGGCCGCCCGACACUACCUGAAGGCCGCACAGCUGUACCGCUCGCAGGGAGACGCAUGUGCUGAGGGAGACACCUGUGUUAGACUUGCUCAAUGCCAUCUGAAGAGAAAGGAGUGGAAUGAGGCUGUAGACGCUUUCAGACGCGCUGCUGAGAGUUAUAAACUAGCAGGAAACACAUCAGCCGCCGCGCUGACCCUAAAGGAUGCUGGGAAACACAUGCUGGAGAGCGGCAGCUGCACUGCUGAUGACAUCAUCACCGUGUUGACAGACAGCUUGGAGAUGAGCAGCGACAUCACAGAUCAAGAGACGCUGGGAAAGCUUCUGAUGGAUGUGGGUUUAAGUUUUACUCAGCUGAGGUUGUUCUCUGAAGCAGCUGAAUGUUAUGAACAGGCUCUUCAUCUGGUCACGUCUAAACCACACCGACUGGCGGUGAUUCUGCAGAAUCUGGGUGCUGUUCACAAUACUUUGGGUCAAUAUGAAGAGGCUCUGAAAUACCACAGAGAGGCAGCAGCGAUACACGGCUCUCUGGGCAGUCGCGUUGCACAGGGUCGGUGUUUCAGUAAUCUGGGCUUUGCUCUGGUAGAAGUGGGUGAACUGGAGGAGGCGUGGGAGAGUUUCUUACAUGCACAACAGGCAUUCAGAGACACAGAUGACCCAUCCGGUCAGUGGCAGGUCUGUGAGGGUCUCGGUGGGAUCAAACUACAGAUGAGAGACCCAGAAAAAGCCUCUCAAUAUUAUAAAGAUGCUUUACAACUGCUGUGUAAAUGCCAGGACGUAUCGAGUUCAGUACAGGAACGACUGGUCACUAAACUGAGUGAAGCAUUACAGCAGAAGCUGCUACUCCAGCAGGUUGGACCCCCAAUACAACGAGCUGCACCAGAGAGACAACAUCACAGACAGCAGAAAUGGCGGGCAGAAGUGAUCUCUGAAACCCAGCAGAACAGAAGACCGAUGCUGAAUGGACACACACAUGAAGCAGAGGCAUCUGGAGACAGAAAACCCCACAGUGAAGGGAUGAUGUCAUCAGAGUCAAUGCCAGAGACCAACAGGAAUCUGAACAACACUUAUGAGAAAGCAGAGAUCCAGCCGGAGAUUUUCAGUGGAGAAUCUACAGAAGACGAUUUGUCUUCUGAAGCUACAAAGCUGAAGCCAGUACACAUGAACGGUGGCCAGGCAUCAGUCAGAAGUGCAGUGACUCCGCCUUCUAAACAGCCUGACAGCAGUAAGGCCACGCCCAUCACAAGGAGAUUGACAUCCAGAUUCUGCACAGUCAUGUGACUAACACACGCGUGUAGAGACGAC